Molecule: messenger RNA, 660 nt
Organism: Haliotis rubra (blacklip abalone)
Lineage: Eukaryota; Metazoa; Mollusca; Gastropoda; Lepetellida; Haliotidae
Exons: 2
Coding region: 173-625 (150 amino acids)
Source: RefSeq, a predicted model, not a curated record
GCAAAUUUUGUGAAGCCAUGGUUCAUCGGGCCCAGCCAGUAUAUAUUGGUGGUGAUCGGAAAGAAAGUCACAGGAAAAAAGUCACAAUAACAGGCCUACCAUACAAACGACAAUUCAUCAAGUAUGGCAACACAUGCAUUGUAGUGCAUGAACCUGCCAGCAGCAAGCCAACAUGGGGAUCCGGGGACUGUUGUCGUACUGUCGAGAAGACAUCUCUGCAUGUGCUGACACCAUCGACCUGGUCGAGGUCGCACGGCACAGGGAUGGAAUUACAAUUCUUGUCGACUUUUUCUCCUUUGAACACCUCAUCCUGGAACAAUUCUGGCGUGGUCUCUCAGACAUGUGUCACAACCCUUACCUCCAGUUUGAUGGGGGUGAAUACCAGACCCUUGACUCCUACCUGUCAAAGUUCAUAAAUGAUUUAAAAAGUUUAGGAAUUGAACUUGUGUUCUAUGUGGAUGGUGCCAAGGGAAGUUCAUAUGAGGGAACUAAGCAGAAGCUUGAAACGUGGAAGCAUCGGCACAUGCAGAACGUUCAGAACCUGAGAGAGAUCAUGGACAUGUGUCGGGGGUGUUUCCUGUUGAGCAGCUUCACCGUGAGGCUCGUAUGCUGCCUGUGCUGUUAGAGAUCCAGUUUACAAAUACCCUGAAAGCUUGUGGG